AUGCGUUGCUCCCGAAUAGUGGUUGGGGCACCAUUCGCUACUGUACGCGCUUAUUAUUAUUAUUUAUUUAUGCUAAGCGGCCCUGUGGAACUGCCGGGGAAUAUCAUCCGUGGGAGCACCACCUUCUGCUUAACGCGUGUGGGCGAUCGGGCGUAUUACGUUCCGCGUGGGUGUACGCUGGAGGACAAGCUACACUGCUGGCGUGUAAAGGCCGACCAUGAGACGGGGCGCAUCUUCUUUGUGAACUGCGGAGGUCUGGGGCCGAGAUGGACGCUGCCCGACACGCUUGCGAAUAUCGAUUUGUUGACCACUGCGGGGCCAGAUGGCAGCCGCCAUCGCCCUUCCUCUUUGCCUGGGUCAUCACCAACUGCGAGGCAUGCCGCUGCUGACGCUGUGGCGGCGGAAGCGAGGUCCCUGGUAGAAUUGAGCAGCGGAAGAAAAAAAGGCAAUGGCAGCGACACAAAAUCUUUUUGGGAUUUGUCGCUGGCUGGAAAAUCAUUUCUUUGCUCGGGCAAACAACCCCUUCGUGUUCACUCCAAUGGGAAGAGAGUUGCUGACAUUUACGUUAACGACAUCGCAUAUCUGCGGUCAUUUGACGAGGAAGGAAAAUCACCAGCGUCUUUUGAGACUGCACUGCACGGCGAAUUUGAGAACGCCAGAACGCCCCUCGAAGGCAGAUGUGCCGAAACAUCUUUGCUCGAGGCACAGUUACGGAGGAGAAUUGAGGACUAUGCCGAGGAGGUCACCACACUUCGUCGAAGGCUGGAAGACCAGGAGCGCCUCUUCAUGGAAAAGGAACUGGCGCUGGUGGAACUGGAGGAGAGAAUAGUGAGCAUGAGGCUACACAUGGUGGAGGCUGUGAGCGCGUAUCGCCAGAACACAUACUCGUGGCAGUCAUAA
Molecule: messenger RNA, 900 nt
Organism: Trypanosoma cruzi
Lineage: Eukaryota; Euglenozoa; Kinetoplastea; Trypanosomatida; Trypanosomatidae
Exons: 1
Coding region: 1-900 (299 amino acids)
Source: RefSeq, a predicted model, not a curated record